UGGGUGCACCAACGGAGAAAAAAAGGAUUAUUAGUAGUAUUUGAAUAUAAAGGUACUGCUGGAGCGCUUGAAUAUCGCCAGAAGAUGGCGGCAAGUACAACGGUGUGGUGGUGACAUGGCUACAAAACAGACUGGCGAAGAAGAAACACAUCGAAAGAAGGUUGUGCGCGAUGUGAGGAUGUCCGGGAUGGCUUCCUGUUGCAUCAAUCAUCCGCUGAGGCGCUAACCAGGGACAGACGACCCGACCCGAACCGGAGAACGGGGGUGCACAAUGGAGUUCCCUUUCGCGGCCUUUUGUUUCAUGCUCGCAGUACUGCUAUCUGCGGCGCUCAUCCUCAUCGCCGUUUUCCACUUAUACGUUUUUGACGAGUUGAAGAAGAACUCCAAGAAUUUUAUAGAGCAUUGUUACGGUUUAAAUUCGCUGGUGCUCCCCGAGUACGGCAUUCACUUCUGCAUCAUGUUCUUCUGCGCCACCGAGUGGUUCACGCUCUUGUUCAACCUGCCGCUGUUGGCCUACCACGUCUGGAGGAGCAAACCCGCCAGGUGUCCAGGAGUCUACGACCCCAUAACCAUCUUGGAUGAUGGCACCCUGACAUUGUGUCAGGUGGAACACUGGUGCAAGCUGGUCUUCUACAUCCUCUCCUUCAUCUACUACCUCUACAGUAUGAUCUACGUUUGGGUGACCUCAUAAGGUUGGAAGCACGAGCGAUGACAACAAAACUGGUCUGGACGCUCGGAACUUGGAGCUGUGUGAACCCACUCUAGGGAGCGGCCGGAGAUCGCCAUAGUAAGCGACCCCGGACGCCAUCUUGAAUCUCUCGGGCGGCGCCCACACUGCGACAUUUUGCGGAUCAAACCAAUGAUGUAGAAUUAAAAGCACCCUUUCACGUGGUAAUUCGGCUUCAACUUCCGGUCAGGGCAAAACAUUGCUUUGUGUACUAUUUCAUGUGAAAUUUAACAUCCUUAGAAUUGUAAAUUAUGAAACAUAAUAUUGAAUUUAAUUGGAAUGCGUCAGGUUCUGCUUUUUUGGUGUCAAUAUGGAUCUUUCUUGUUGCGCAAUUGGCUGUCAAAACCGUGCAGGCGGUCACAAAGAAGUAACUUUUCACCAGGAAGUGCGUUUCAGUUGAACAUUUAUAAUUAUGAAUGUGGAAAAUAUGUCAUUACAGUGCAGAUUAAUCUGUUUGGAGUAUCACAGCUUGCCUUCUAUCACUGAUAAUAUACGAUCACAAUUCUUGUACAUCACAGUCACUCAUAUAUAUUUCAGAAUCACAGCAUAUCACAAUUAUGUAUUGCAGGUUAUAUACUGUUGAAUGUAAAUCAGUGGUCUCAAACUCGGUUCACCUCGGAGCCGCUGGAGGAAGAUUCUGGCUGAUGCUCGGCCGCACGUGCACGAAAUUUAAGUGGGGGGGGGGGUUGGGGAGUGUUUCACAUUCUUUAACACAAAAUAAGAUAAACAAGGAAGCUCGUGUAAAUAACUCCUGUGCAAAACUAAUAAAACUUUCCAUGGCAACACCACUGCAACUUUCGCUCAAUGAAAAAUGUUUUUCUGCUUGCAUCGACGCUUCUCGCUGUCACGCCCCCGAGAGCCACAAGCCCACCGUGAUCAGGUGGGGUUGUCGGCUCCCCACACAGCACCGUAAAAGUGGCAUUCAUGCAAAACUUUCGGGCCGCGUUAUUAAUUGCCAUAAUUUCCUGCAUAUAAACCACGACUUUUUUGACACGCUUUAAACCCCGCGGCUUAUGCGGUGAUGCAGUUAUUUUGUGGGUUUUUUCUAAUGGCCGCAAGAGGGCACUCGAGCGGAAAAGGUAAGAGUGAGAUUGGUGGACGCAAGUGACUUUUACCGGAAUUUAAAAAAAAAAUGUUUUUUUUUUUUUUUUUUUUUAAACCGUCCCUGUUACUGCGGUGUCUAAAGUGAUUUUUACCGGUAUGUUUUUUUUUUUUUUUGUUAAUUUUAAACCAGCCCUGUUAGUGUGUUUCUGCUGUUACUGCCGCGUCUUAGUAAUUUAGGUAUGUUUUUUUUUUUUUUUUUUUUUUUUUUAAACAGCUGUAUUAGUGCUGUGCUUUCUUAGUCUUCAUUUUAGAGAUUCAACAUAAAUGGCUUGAAAAACACCUUCAGUUUUUGGUCUUCAACAAAAAUACCCAUUUAAAAAAAAAAAAAAAAUCCAGAAAAUUGAGUCCUAAAAAUGAUGGGAGUCUCCAUAAAAGCCCAUGAAAAAGAUCCCUAAAAAUGAAGUGUUCUCCAUCAAAUAGUUUUUAGCAUUAGCGCUGUGCUCGGUGCAGAGGAUGUGACUUUUACCAGUAUGGUUUUUUAUUUUUAUUUUUUUAACCACCUCUGUUAGUGCUGUGCUACUGUGUAACUGCCAUGGCUGUAUUUUUUUAAUUUUAUUUUUUUUUUUUUUAAACUUUUUUUUUUUUUUUUUAACCAGCCCUCUUUGUGCUACCGUGUUGUUGCUAUAUUAAGCUAAGGUAAGAUAUUAAAACUUUGAAAAGUCUUUGUUUACCGUCUUUCUUUGUAAAUAUCUCGUGUUUUGAUGUGGGUUUCAAUAUGGGAACUUGGCACAACAUGUACCAAAUGGUAUUUCCUUUACAAAUGUACUCUCUGAGGUUUAUAAUCCGGUGCGCUCUGGAGGCCGGAAAUUUCGGUAUUUUGAUGGUCUAUGUGGCUCCGUGUUCGAGGUGCGCCCGCAAGAUUUUGAUGGCUUCCUUGGCUGUCAUGGUUACGGAGAGUUUGAUGAGGAGGCAGGCGGUGACUGAAAAAAGAAAAUUUGUAAAUGAGUUUUUUUUUUUUUUUUUUUUGGAUGGAUAUUACAGUCAUUUUUACAGAUUUGAAAAGUGCGUCAACACAGCAGCCAAUCAGAACAAAGACAGCCAAUUUAGCCCCACCUUAUGCAGGAAGCCCAAAACUUAUGUCAUGCGUUAUAACGCGUUGCCUACACUCAUUAAAAAAAAACACACACAUUAAACCAUUAAUUAAAAUUAAAUCCAUUAUCAUGCUUAUAAUAUUAACCCUAACCUGUUUUGCAUCGUUUCAUUAUAUAAAUGUAAUGUAUAUCCAAUUCAAUUGUGUGUCUAGCUAUAUUUUAUCAGGAAUGAAAUUUCAAUAACAACCCAUUUUGUUUCCAAAAAAUGUAUUCAUAGUAGUAGCUACGCUGAAGUGGAUUCCUUCGUGGUGACGUCACGCUGGACAUCUGCUGCCCACACGGUGCUGAGCAAACACUUUGAGAGCGGCGGAGAGUAUAAAGGAGUAUUUUUUUAUUUUUUUUUUUAUAGGUGGAUAAGGAAUAUGGAGAAUUUGUAAUAGGUGGGAAAAUAAGAAUUAUUGAGUAUAUUUAAGUGGGGAAAAGGAGAACAUUUUUUAGAGGUCGAAGUGUGAAAAGAGAAUACAACGAAGUAUUUUUAGAGGCACGGAAGGAAAAGGUAAGAUAGACUUUCACAGGUCCAGAAGAAAUAUCAUGGAGUAUAUUUAAUGCUGCUAUUCAGAAGCAAUAUUUUUUUAUGGUGGUGAAAAUAGAGAAUAUCAAGUAGUAUUUUACAGGUCCCAUUAAAUAUCAAGGAACAUCUUUUGAAAGGACUUAACUGAGGUAAGUUAUCGUUUCGCUUUCAAAACCCUUCUUUGACUUAAUUUUUCAUGUGAAAUUGGGUAUAAAUAUAUCCCUCCAGAAGAAUUUUUUGGGCCUAUUUUUGUUGUUUAUUCGUAGCGCCCGCGGCAUCUUUUGACGAGCCUUGUAAUGUUCGGCAGGCUGCAGCGGGCUGACCUCCCGCAGGGCCACGCACGACCCACAGCUCCUUGGCGGGCCUCGUCACUUCCUGGAGCAGAGGGGCCGCCAGCGGGGGAGGGCCCCGCCUCAGCAGAAACAGUUUGGGGAUUUUGACCCCGAGUGACCUCC
Molecule: messenger RNA, 3888 nt
Organism: Syngnathoides biaculeatus (alligator pipefish)
Lineage: Eukaryota; Metazoa; Chordata; Actinopteri; Syngnathiformes; Syngnathidae
Product: protein cornichon homolog 1-like
Exons: 6
Coding region: 272-691 (139 amino acids)
Biological process (GO): vesicle-mediated transport
Source: RefSeq, a predicted model, not a curated record